AUGGCGAAACUUAUGGUCGUCCUUCUGCUCGUGUUGCUCGCUGCCACGGUCACUGAUGCCGGCAGCGCCACCAUCGCUGCUGGUCGCCAAGCAAGGAGGAGCCGUUUCCUGCUCGCUAACAGCGCAGCCUACAACCCGCCGCUGCCGUCGCCGUACGCGUGCUCCAAGAAGUCGGCUGCCGUGUGCCUCGCUCCGGGCAGCCCUGGUCCGGCGUGCUGCCGCGGGCAGUGCGUGGACACGACAGCCAGCGCCGACCACUGCAGUGGCUGCAACAAGGUCUGCAGGCAGGACCGCAGCACGUGCUGCGGUGGGCGCUGCGUCGACCUGCUCUCCGACAAGGACAACUGCGGCACGUGCGGGAACCAGUGCAACAACAAGUGCAGCUAUGGUUUCUGUGACUACGCCAUGUAA
This is a messenger RNA of Setaria italica (foxtail millet), 411 nucleotides long. Its product is annotated as stigma-specific STIG1-like protein 4. NCBI's taxonomy places the organism in Eukaryota, Viridiplantae, Streptophyta, Magnoliopsida, Poales, Poaceae. The coding region runs from base 1 to 411 and encodes 136 amino acids. The record is from RefSeq and is a predicted model, not a curated record. The transcript has a single exon.